Messenger RNA from Peromyscus californicus insignis, 1668 nucleotides. RefSeq names its product RAS like family 11 member B (gene Rasl11b). Gene Ontology annotation, molecular function: GTP binding; GTPase activity. The record is from RefSeq and is a predicted model, not a curated record. Lineage: Eukaryota; Metazoa; Chordata; Mammalia; Rodentia; Cricetidae.
AUGCGCCUCAUCCAGAACAUGUGCACCAUCGCCGAGUACCCCGCCCCGGGAGCGGCCGCUGCCGACUACUGUCUGGGGGCAGCGGGCCGCCGGCUGGUCAAGAUCGCCGUGGUGGGGGCCAGCGGCGUGGGCAAGACCGCUUUGGUGGUCCGGUUCCUCACUAAACGAUUCAUCGGAGACUAUGAACGAAAUGCAGGUAAUCUCUACACCCGACAAGUCCAGAUAGAGGGAGAAACUCUGGCUAUUCAAGUCCAGGACACUCCAGGCAUUCAGGUACACGAGAAUGGCCUGAGCUGGACCGAGCAGCUGAAUCGCUGCAUCCGCUGGGCCGACGCCGUUGUCAUCGUUUUCUCCAUCACGGACCACACGAGCUAUGAGCUCAUUGGCCAGCUCCACCAGCACGUCCAGCAGCUCCACCCCGGCGCUCGGCUGCCUGUGGCGGUUGUGGCCAACAAAGCUGACCUGUUACACCUCAAGCAGGUGGACCCUCAGCUUGGACCGCAACUAGCCGGCAUGCUGGGCUGUUCCUUCUAUGAAGUGUCAGUCAGUGAAAAUUACAGCGAUGUCUACAGCGCUUUCCACGUCCUUUGCAAAGAAGUGAGCCACAGACAGCAGCCCAGCAGCACGCCCGAGAAGCGGAGAACCUCUCUCAUUCCCAGACCAAAGUCACCCAACAUGCAGGACCUGAAAAGGAGGUUUAAGCAAGCUCUGUCUGCUAAAGUGAGGACUGUCACGUCUGUCUGAAGCGGGACUCCUUGAGGGGGUUUGGUCUUCUGGGCAGAGGGCCUGAGGUUCUUAGGCAGGACCAUCGCAGGCUGACGGCAGUUCAUGGUUCCAGAAAGGGCUGCAGCCGAGGGGCCUGAGGGGCCUGUGGAAUUCUGCAAAAGAAGUGUUUGGGGCCCGAGGACAGAUGGACAGAUAUGUGACUUUUCUGUUGCUCCUUUAACGUGGGGGUGGGCCAUGUUUUUGUUCCUCACUGCCUUAUGAAUGGUGGUCAGUUUCGCCAGAUACAUUGAUGUGAAUUAGGGUGGGCACGAAAGACCCGAGCAAACAUUCAUAGGCUUUCUCUCCCUUCGCCAUUUUUUUUGCCCUCCCAAGAGAAAGGUUUGCUUUUCUCAGUAUCUCCAACAUGCUAUCAUUACGGGAUGCCUUUCUGACUUGAAGAAUACCCAGAUUUUUUUAAGAACAAGGAGGGACCCUCCCCACUCCAUAAAGGUCAAAUUUUAGGAGAAAAUAUUCUGUGUAAAGACACCUGUGAGCUGUGAUCUACAGGAAGGUGCUGGAUCUCCUGAUACAGGAUGGGUAUACAUGUUGAGUCGCUGUGAAAAACUCAACCCAGGACUGCCCGACUGUGACAUGUACAGUUGUUUGCUUCUUCUUUCUUUUUUUUUUUUUAAACUGUGGCAUCAGGUACAGAAAAAGUGUUAAUUGAUGGUGGUGUGGUUUGUGUAAAUGACUCACGGCAAUGACGUUGGGUUGCUUCCUGGGCCUGGCUGAGUCGUGGCUAUGGGUGGCUGAGAUACUGAAAUGCUGUCUUAGAGAGUGACCCGAUGCAGGCCUAGCUGCCAAAUCCCCUACACAGAUGCACUUUAAGAAGCCACUCAUGCUUUGGCUCGAACUGUAAUUAAUUUAUUUUAUGUACAAUAAAUCUCUCAUUUGAUAAGAGCA